Messenger RNA from Penicillium verhagenii, 888 nucleotides. RefSeq names its product chitin synthase export chaperone. The record is from RefSeq and is a predicted model, not a curated record. Gene Ontology annotation, biological process: protein folding. Gene Ontology annotation, cellular component: endoplasmic reticulum membrane. The transcript is spliced from 7 exons. Bases 1 to 888 code for a protein of 295 amino acids. Lineage: Eukaryota; Fungi; Ascomycota; Eurotiomycetes; Eurotiales; Aspergillaceae.
AUGGGUUCAACACAGUUCGGCAAUUUCAAGGACUUCUGUCGCGACUCGACAUUACCAGUCUGCAAUCUCUUUGUCGACAACCAACCGCCUAAUCUGCGCUUUGGAGGAUGCGCGCUCGAUGGUAUCAGUUUGAGCGGGGAUCGCCAUCUCGCCAACUUAGGAUCCAUUCUCAUUGCGUUCAUCGCUAUCUUGGCGUCACUCUUCAUGCUCUGGAGGUCGGACAAGAAGCAUGCCGCCGUCGGACGUCGGGAAAUUCAACUGUUUUUGCUGGGAUUCAUCAUUAUCGAGAUCUGUGAGAUCUUCACCGUGGGUGGACUUCCGAUCGAAGACUCUGUUCGAAAGGGUUUCUCGGCGGUUCAUCUUGGCGCGAUCACUGCGACAUGUUGGAUCCUACUGUUGAAUGCGUUCGUGGGUUUCCAGUUACUUGAUGAUGGCACAGCGGCCUCGAUUGGCCUAAUUUCCGCGUCAGCCAUUGUGCUCUUCAUCGGUACCGGCUAUAUUGCACUCGACACAGCUUUCGACUGGUCUGGCCAUUUCGUGGGCAGUACGAACGACGAUUACCGUAAUGUCGCUUUAUACGUUCUGUAUCAGCUAUUCCCACUCGUCUGCCUUGCUGUGUUCUUCGUUCUCGAAACUGUGCUUGUUUUGCGAGUCCUGGGAGAAUACCGUCCCAUGCUUUAUCUUACCGGUGCUGCUAUCUUAUUUGCCAUCGGUCAAAUCUUCCAGUAUGUGAUUAGUGUGCAUCUUUGUACGGCUUCCAGUGGAGCGAUCAACGGAACCUUAUUCGAGACAUUCUUUACACUACUCGCCGUAGUCGGCAUCUGGGCUUUCUGGAGCAGCAUCACAGAAGAUGACUGGCCCCUGCCCGUCGGAAGUGGAUACAACUAA